Molecule: messenger RNA, 1047 nt
Organism: Marasmius oreades (fairy-ring Marasmius)
Lineage: Eukaryota; Fungi; Basidiomycota; Agaricomycetes; Agaricales; Marasmiaceae
Exons: 2
Coding region: 1-1047 (348 amino acids)
Source: RefSeq, a predicted model, not a curated record
AUGGCCGCCACACGCAACACACCUGUGUACCUCUUCAUCCUCCCGACACUUGCCUCUUCGCUCCUUCCAUCCCCAUUACCGUCGAAUCUAAUUCUCGAUACGACGAUCACGGACGGAUGGCAACACCCUCCAGUCGCCCGGCUCGAGCAGAGAUUCAAGGACAUGCACCGUCUAGAUCGUGAGAAGAAGAUCCAUUCGCCAGAGCUGUACGCAAUAUGGAACGCAAAGCCUUGGCUCACAGAGGAGGGGAUGAGAAAAAGCCGCAGUGGAGAAAAAUUCGAGUGGGAUUAUGUGUUUUGGGCGGACGCUGGUAGCUUUCGAGAUACAUGGUACAACGGUGGCUCAUGGCCACUACCUAAGAUUCGCAGGACGUGGGAGAAGGUUGGUGAAGACGAGAUGGACACCGAACACAAGGUAUUCCUUCCUCUACAGCAUGCCACGACGAAGGAAUUGGAAUUGGAAGGAGGCCUGAGACGGUCCUAUCGACGAGGAAAUAGCGAAGCGAGUUUUUUCGGCGGUUCUCCAUCUACCAUACGGUGGUUCAACUCAACGUUCGACGCGUAUCGCAACUUUUACAUGUCGCGGUCGUUCUUCAUCGGUAAAGAGCAACCGCUACUCAAUUCCCUCAUUCUCCUUUUGCCCUCCCGUUUCAUCCGUGUACAUGUAAACGAUCCCUAUGCUCCUGCAUACAUUCACCCAAAUUCGAUGCUGGAUCAUCGGUGGCUUCGGUCCAUCAUGAGAAGAUACCUGAGGAGUUUUUAUGAAACUCGAGCUCUGGGUCGAUGUCGGGGGGAAUACAUGUAUUACCAGUUCUUCUUUGCGGACAAACACACCAGGCAGAGACUUCAGGAUAUGUGGUUAUCUGAUUUACACGAUAGUUGGGAUCAUUGGUUUGGAGGUGGAGAGAAUCCGGGAGGAAGCGAGAAGUGUAGGACGACUCGGGCAAUUUCGUUACUAGAAGCUUUCAGGAAAGAUGAUGUUUUGGGACCUAAUUGGGAUCCCGCCACAUAUAGAAGCAUUGUAGUACGACUCGGUGGCAUUCGGUAA